AUGAGUCGGGAAUUCACCGGGCUGAAAGGCAACGUUACGGAGAUGGAGAAGUGUCUCUCAGUGUGCACGGAUGAUAUUGUCCUAUUUCAAGCCAAGGUGGAAACUAUGUCAAAGGAGCUGAUUAAACUAGAGAACAAGUGUGAAGAUUUAGAGUCCGGGUCCCGUCGUAAUAAUUUACGCAUUGUUGGUGUGCCAGAGGAAAACAUCCUGUCUCCCACAGACGUGUCUGCGCUUCUGAUGGAAGCUUUCGAACUUGAGAAAGAGCCACUUGUGGACAGAACUCAUCGGACCGUGGCCCCCAAACCAAAUCCCAAUGAGCGUCCUCGGGCCAUAGUAGCUAGGAUGCACAAUUACGCGGUCUGCGCCAAGAUUCUUCAGAAAGCCAGGAAGCUGCAGCAGAUAAAGAUGCGCAACAUGACCAUGUCCGUGUUCCCCGACCACAACGCUAAGACGGCACUAGCCCGUGCGGCUUUCAAUGAGGUUCGUCGCCUGCUGUGGGGGAUCCAGGGAGUUCGGUUCGGCAUCAUCCACCUGGCCAAGUUACGCAUCACAUAUGAAGGAGUGCAACACGACUUCGUCUCACCAGAGAAGGCUAAGGCAUACGUUGUUUAUUUGUUCUUGUGCCUUAUAUAA
Molecule: messenger RNA, 633 nt
Organism: Menidia menidia (Atlantic silverside)
Lineage: Eukaryota; Metazoa; Chordata; Actinopteri; Atheriniformes; Atherinopsidae
Source: the annotation of a GenBank genome assembly